Messenger RNA from Ricinus communis (castor bean), 1015 nucleotides. Its product is annotated as eukaryotic translation initiation factor 4E-1. Gene Ontology annotation, biological process: translational initiation. The coding region runs from base 133 to 837 and encodes 234 amino acids. NCBI's taxonomy places the organism in Eukaryota, Viridiplantae, Streptophyta, Magnoliopsida, Malpighiales, Euphorbiaceae. Gene Ontology annotation, molecular function: translation initiation factor activity; RNA 7-methylguanosine cap binding. Gene Ontology annotation, cellular component: cytoplasm; eukaryotic translation initiation factor 4F complex. The transcript has 5 exons. The record is from RefSeq and is a predicted model, not a curated record.
AUUUAUAAUCUGAAUCUCUCUCAUGUGUUACUGUUACUGCAACAUCAUAGGCAAUUAAGCCUUUAUUGUUUUUUCUUUCACAAGACAACUUAAACAAGACGAUCAAAAACUCGAUCAAGAAGAGAAAUUGAAAUGGCGGUAGAGGAGCCACAGAAAUUAACAAUACCAAACAGUGAAGAGACGCCAAACCGUAACCCUAACCCAAACCCUAGCGACGUUAAAGAAGAUGAGGUGGAAGAAGGAGAGAUCGUAGGAGGAGAGGGGGAGGAGGAAUCAACGGCUAAGAGUGCGUUAAUAUACGAGGCGCAUCCGCUGGAGCAUCAAUGGACUUUCUGGUUCGAUAAUCCGUCGGCUAAAUCAAAGCAAGCCACUUGGGGAAGUUCUAUGCGUCCUAUUUACACUUUUGCUACUGUUGAAGAGUUCUGGAGCAUUUACAAUAAUAUACAUCAUCCAAGUAAGCUGGCUGUGGGGGCUGACUUUCAUUGUUUCAAACAUAAAAUUGAGCCAAAAUGGGAGGACCCUGUUUGUGCUAAUGGAGGAAAGUGGACAUUAACCUUUCAAAAAGGGAAAUCUGAUGGCAGUUGGCUGAACACGUUGCUGGCUAUGAUCGGAGAGCAGUUUGAGCGUGGAGAUGAAAUAUGUGGAGCAGUUGUCAGCGUCAGAGCUAGGCAGGAAAAGAUAGCUCUUUGGACUAAGAAUGCCGCAAAUGAAGCUGCUCAGCUGAGCAUUGGAAAACAAUGGAAGGAGCUUCUUGAUUAUAAUGAUACUAUUGGAUUUAUAUUCCAUGAUGAUGCAAAGAAGCAUGAGAGAAGUGCCAAGAAUCGCUACACGAUAUGAGUUGUACAGAGCUUGCUGUAGUCCAGAUAAUUCGUUAGGAAACAUCUUGCCUUGCUACUGUUCAUUAGGAAUGUAGAACAUCUUACAAAAACAUUUGAUGAAUGCUUCUGCUACAAGAAUUUCUUCCGGAUAUGGAAGUACUAUUUUCACUCACGGAAUCAGAUUGAUGUUUCGCUCA